Molecule: messenger RNA, 1122 nt
Organism: Aquila chrysaetos chrysaetos
Lineage: Eukaryota; Metazoa; Chordata; Aves; Accipitriformes; Accipitridae
Gene: TSPAN8
Product: tetraspanin 8
Exons: 8
Coding region: 198-920 (240 amino acids)
Cellular component (GO): membrane
Source: RefSeq, a predicted model, not a curated record
AAUAUUUACCCGUUGCACAGGAACUAUUUAAAUAAUUGUUGAUGCCUUGGUCACAAUUUUUGCUUUCGGUAGCAGAGCACGGUGUAUUUGACGUGGUUUGAGAGGUUUUCUGAAGACGCAGGAACAAGUUUUUUAUUGAGGUCAAACUCUUAGGAAGCUUCUUCUGCAGUGCUCGUUUUUGUCUCAGCUUGCUGAAAAUGGCGGGUGUAAGCAGCUGCAUGAAGUACUCCAUGUUCAUCUUCAACUUCUUAUUUUGGGUGUGUGGCUCCGUUAUACUGGGAGUCUCUGUAUGGAUACGUGUUAGCAAAGAUGUUCAGCAGGAGUUGGAUAUAGACAGCAGCCUGUUUGCAGGGGUUGAUCUGCUGAUAGCCGUGGGCUCCAUCAUUAUGGUCCUCGGGUUUCUGGGGUGCUGUGGUGCCAUAAAGGAGAGCCGGUGCAUGCUGCUGUUGUUUUUUAUUGGACUGCUUCUGAUCCUGAUCCUUCAAGUCACAGGAGGUAUUUUAGGAGCAGUGUACAGAUCUCAGAUUGAAGCAUCCCUUAACAAGACUCUCCUGGCAAGUGUGAAUUCAUUGCAAAGCUCUACAGAAGAAUCUAAAGUGUUCCAAGAGAAUUUCCAGAAGUUUGAGAGAAUGAAUGAGUGCUGCGGUUUGCUGAAUGGACCUGCAGACUGGGGAAAAAAUUUUAAUGCUGCUUUUGGUAGCAGUAAAGUCUGUGCAUGUGAACCAGAGGACCGACCAACAGACCUCUGCACCACCUUUCAAGGCAGAUACAUUUAUAAAACGCCUUGUGGAGAGGUGAUUGUCAAAUACCUUAAAGACCAUCUGCUCAUAAUUAUGGGCAUCGCCUUUGGACUGGCCGUUAUUGAGAUUCUCGGUUUGGGGUUUUCUAUGAGCCUCUACUGCCAGAUCCAGAGAAAAUGAAACUGUAAAAGUGUCAGAACGAUGUCACCAGCCAAAUCAAAACCUUUGUAGAUAGAAGGAUAUUUGGCUUGGCACAUUCAGAUAUAUAUAUGCAUGUCCCAGGCAGCUGUUCUGAUGAAAACGGCAGCCCUUGUGCACACGGAUGCUUCGCAAUUUGCAAAAUGACCUCCUCGUACUUCAUAAGAUUUAAUGAUGUGAAUGU